Daucus carota subsp. sativus is the source of this 783-nucleotide messenger RNA. RefSeq names its product protein PLANT CADMIUM RESISTANCE 2-like. Bases 90 to 590 code for a protein of 166 amino acids. NCBI's taxonomy places the organism in Eukaryota, Viridiplantae, Streptophyta, Magnoliopsida, Apiales, Apiaceae. The record is from RefSeq and is a predicted model, not a curated record. The transcript is spliced from 4 exons.
CGCAGCCGCCUUGCAGCUAAGGCUGUCAAUUGGUAGUGUAUAUAUACAUGUGAAUAUGUGAUGCUUAGGAUGAUAACCAGAGCAUCAAAAUGCAGAAGCCUAAAGCCCAGAUGCAACCCAGAGCUGUUGGGCAAUGGACUACUGGACUCUGGGAUUGCUUUUCUGAUUUGGGAAACUGUUUCACCACACUGUUUUGUCCAUGCGUUACAUUUGGACAGGUUGCCCAUAUUGUUCACCUAGGAAAGGCUUCUGUUUUUGCUGAGGGAAGAAAUUAUGCACUAUUAUCGUGUUGCUGCUGCUGCUACUCUUGCUUUGCCCGUUCCAAGCUGAGAUAUAUGUACAAUUUACCUCCUAGCUAUUGCGGAGACUGUCUGGUUCAUACUUGUUGCGAGCCGUGUGCUUUAUGUCAAGAGUACCGUGAGCUCCAAAAUCGCGGAUUUAACAUGGCCAUUGGAUGGGAUCUAAACAUGACCCAGGUUGGUAUUACUAUUGAUCCGCCUAUAGGUCAAAUGAUGAAUGCGAUGGAAACCAUCAACAAUAUUCAGGACGACCCUGAAGAUGAUAAUCAGGAUGAUACACAUGAUCAGUGAUCAAGAAGAUAAUCAGCUAAAUGAUAUUCAGGAACAACUGAAGUGAUCGAGAAAAUAAUCAGGGUGUAAUCGAACAAUGUAUAUGUGAUAUUAUGUGUAUUUGUUUAGAGAGAGAAAAAUCUAAAAUUAUAUUAAACUGAACUAAAUUACAAUCUGUACUAGCUGUCUAUAUAUACACAAAAGUAGUAACUAA